Salvia hispanica is the source of this 2667-nucleotide messenger RNA. RefSeq names its product protein ENHANCED DISEASE RESISTANCE 2-like. Gene Ontology annotation, molecular function: lipid binding. The record is from RefSeq and is a predicted model, not a curated record. NCBI's taxonomy places the organism in Eukaryota, Viridiplantae, Streptophyta, Magnoliopsida, Lamiales, Lamiaceae.
CAUUUAUUAAUUCGUUAAACCACUUCGGCAAUUUCAAUUCUGCAGGCUGCUCCAUUGUCAUUGUCCCUCUCUCUCUCUCUCUCUCUCUCUCUCUCUCUCUCCAGUCUUCGCAGCUACGACUCCUGCGGAUCUCGAUUCUCGGCAAUGGCUUCCAGCCCCGCACUCAACAAGGUCGGAGGCGACGCUACUGUGGCGUCGGAGUCCGUCUCCGAGGAGAAUUCGCCGCCGGCGAAAAAUUCCGUGAAGCAGAACGGCUACGACACCACUAUCAGAAGCCACAGCUCCGGCAGCGGCGACAGGUUUGAGUAUUCCGGCUGGGUUUUUCAUCUCGGUGUGAAUAAAAUUGGGCGCGAGUAUUGCCACUUCCGCUUUCUCAAAAUACGCGGCAAGUAUUUGGAGAUGUACAAACGCGAUCCUCAUGACAAUCCCGGCACUAAACCUAUUCGAAGGGGUGUCAUAGGACACACACUUAUGGUAGAGGAAUUGGGUCGACGGAAGGUGAACAAUAUUGAUAUGUAUGCGCUAAGGUUCUACAAUCGUUUGGACGAAGAAAAAAAGGGUGAGAUUGCUUGUACUACAGCUGGUGAUGCCCGAAAAUGGAUGGAAGCAUUUGAUCACGCUAAACAAGUGGUAGAAUACGAGUUAUCAAGAGGUGCUAGUGUGAGAAACAAGCUGAGUAUGGAGGAUGAGAUUGACCUGGAGGGUCAUCGGCCUAGAGUGCGGCAUUAUGCUCAUGGAUUGAAAAAGCUAAUAAGGAUUGGACAAGGGCCAGAAAUGCUUGUGCGCAAAGCCUCAAGCUUAUCUGGGAAUAGUUUGGAGACAUAUUAUGAUGCAGAUGGUGGCGAUGCUGUUGAAGCACAUGAAUGGAGGUGUGUCCGCACAGUCAAUGGUGUGAGAAUAUUUGAAGAUGUCGCCAGCUCCACGAAUGGUAAAGGGGUACUGGUCAAAGCGGUUGGUGUUGUAGAUGCGAGUGCUGAUACCGUGUUUGAAAUUGUGUUAAAUACUGAUCGACAAAGGAGAUACGAGUGGGAUGCUUUGACUGGUGACUUGGAGUUGAUUGAUUCUAUAAAUGGACACUAUGAUGUUGUGUAUGGGACUUUCGAUCCACGUUAUCUAACUUGGUGGCAGUCAAAGAGGGACUUUGUCUUUUCAAGGCAAUGGUUUCGCGGACAAGAUGGAAAAUACACAAUCCUGCAGUUUCCUUCUAUACACAAGAAUCGGCCUCCAAGAUCCGGCUACGAACGCACAAAAAUUAACCCUUCCACAUGGGAGAUGAGUGAUUUAAGCACAUCUUCUUCAGCAAAUGGUGCAAGAUGUCUCAUCACACAAACACUAGAAAUAAACCCCAAAGGUUGGUUCAAGUGGAGGAAUAAGCACUGUCCGAAGUUUGAAAAGACUGUUCCUUAUGCGUUACUAAGUCAAGUAUCAGGUCUAAAGGAAUAUAUUGGCGCAAACCCAGCACUUGCAUCAGUGUUCUCCACCACAAUAGUUCAUUCCAAAUCAUCUGAUCUUUCUGGAUCCAACAGUGAAUUUGAGGAUGCAGAAGGAGCGGAUGAGUUCUAUGAUGCAACUGAUGAUUCAUCCUCUGAUGACGACGACGACGAGAACGACAACAAAGAAGUCAAUAAGGACAUGAAGACUAAACUGAGGAACAUAUCCUGGGCCAUAGCAGGUCUAUCAGCAAAAAGGGCUUCAGGGCAAGAAUCAAGUGUGUUGAAUACACUUGUAUCUCCGAUUAAUCUCGAUUCAGAUGAGUUUCAUGGGACCAUGAGGAGAGCGAAGGAUGAACUUGACAAGAAUUGCUGGUCAUCUCCUGAUGGUUCUGGAUUCAUGAUCAGGGGGAAGACAUACUUGAAAGAUGGCAUGAAGGUGAAGGGGGGAGAACCUCUUCUCAAGCUAGUAGCAGUUGACUGGUUCAAGGUGGAAAAUUGUGCCUCAAAAGUUGCACUGCAUCCUAAAAGCCUGGCCCAGAGUGCGGCAGGGAAAAAGCUUCCAUUCAUCUUCAUUAUCAAUCUUGAGGUGCCUGCUAGACCGAACUAUAGUCUUGUUCUCUAUUAUGCUGCAGACAGGCCUGUAAUCAAGAGCUCACUAUUGGGAAAAUUUAUUGAUGGCACUGACAUGUAUCGUGAUUCAAGAUUCAAACUUAUUCCAAGCAUUACUGAGGGGUACUGGAUGGUAAAACGUGCUGUCGGAACCAAAGCUUGCAUUCUUGGAAAAGCAGUCACGUGCAAUUACCUUAGACAAGACAACUUUCUCGAGAUUGAUGUGGAUAUUGGUUCAUCGUCUGUAGCCAGGGGCGUAAUCAGUCUCGUUCUUGGAUAUGUUACAAGCCUUGUCGUUGAUCUUGCCAUAGUUAUCGAGGCAAAAGAAGAGGCAGAACUGCCCGAAUUCAUUCUUGGAACUGUUAGGCUAAACCGUGUACAGCUUGAUACUGCUGUCGACUUAGAUCAGUGACCGGUUAAUGAAACCAAUCUUUGUUGCCGACAUGAUUCAUUUGUUACAGCAGGUCUGCUUAUGAAUGUAUAGAGACAACGUCCAAAGUUUACAUAUUUUUUUCAUGAGACAGCACUAUCUCUAUCUACUUUGAUUUCAAACAUUUGGUGUAUAGUGCACAUUUUUUUUGUUUACAAGGUAAUGUGAUGUUUUAAAACAAGCAGUUGAAGCUGA